Didymodactylos carnosus is the source of this 279-nucleotide messenger RNA. NCBI's taxonomy places the organism in Eukaryota, Metazoa, Rotifera, Eurotatoria, Philodinida, Philodinidae. The record is from the annotation of a GenBank genome assembly.
AUGGCAGGUCUUGGACAUGCUCAAACGGUGGUGUUGAGUUUACUGGAUGGCCUUGAUGUGUGUCAUCGAACUGUGGUAGCUGACAAUUUCUUUACCAGUAUUUCUCUUGCGGAACGUAUGUUGGAACAUGAUACGUAUCUUAUUGGAACACUGAGAAGUAAUCGUGCCGGAUCGGGAAGCGAACAGCAAAACCUUAGACGUGGUGAAGCUUAUGGACUGGGAAAUAAAGAUGGCAUCAAACUGAUCGUGCAUAUGAAAAAAACGUUUGCAUUGGUUUAA